Molecule: messenger RNA, 1688 nt
Organism: Acanthopagrus latus (yellowfin seabream)
Lineage: Eukaryota; Metazoa; Chordata; Actinopteri; Spariformes; Sparidae
Product: cytochrome c
Exons: 3
Coding region: 164-478 (104 amino acids)
Biological process (GO): mitochondrial electron transport, cytochrome c to oxygen; mitochondrial electron transport, ubiquinol to cytochrome c
Cellular component (GO): mitochondrial intermembrane space
Molecular function (GO): heme binding; electron transfer activity
Source: RefSeq, a predicted model, not a curated record
GCGCCCGCCCUGCACGUGAUUGGAUGAUGACGUCAAAAGCCGGUGCCUCUAAAGUAGAGUGACCUUCUUUGCGACCGACAGAAACCGUUCACCGGCAGAGAGAAGCAGCCUACACCGGCACCGGAGUGAUUUUAUCCCCGCUCAUUUGAACCAAAAGUUGACUAUGGGAGACAUUGCCAAAGGAAAGAAGGCUUUCGUCCAGAAGUGUGCACAGUGCCACACAGUAGAGCAGGGUGGCAAGCACAAGGUGGGCCCCAACCUCUGGGGUCUGUUCGGACGCAAGACCGGCCAGGCGGAGGGCUACUCAUACACAGACGCCAACAAGAGUAAAGGUAUUGUGUGGGGUGAUGCCACCUUGAUGGAGUACCUGGAGAACCCCAAGAAGUACAUUCCUGGCACCAAAAUGAUCUUCGCUGGCAUCAAGAAGAAGGGAGAGCGCGCGGAUCUCGUUGCAUACCUUAAAUCAGCGACAUCAUGAAUACGCUGUCAUACAGAUCAGAAUAUUUAAUGUCAUUUUAUUGUUUUCUUCUUUUUGUCGUUUAUUUUUAGGCUUGCACUUGCUUAAUAUGGUUUUAUGUUUAGUCAUUUGUACAUAAGAUUAAUAUAUAUAUUGUCGAAGGUUAGAAAAGUGGCACAUCUUGUGAGCUGCUGAGUUCACAGCAAGUGUCACUUCCUCUUUUUAAUGUCAGGGUACGAGCAAUAGUUCAAGUGGCUUAACAUAAAACCACAGUCCUUUUUUUUUUAGUUUUUGUCAAUCUGACUGAGAAGAACAAUAAACAAAUAACAUCAUUUGAAAUGUAUAAAAUGAUAGGUUACCUGACCUGUCACUCAUUCUGUUUUCCAUGACAACACUUGUCCUGUACUUUCUGCUUGGAGAGCCGCCCGACAUCAACCUCAUUUGUGAAACUAUGUCUGAAAAAACAUCUAAUAUCAGUUACAUCAAAGCGACAACGGUUGGAGAUCUUGGGACUUUUGGUGGUUAACUGGUGCUGAUUACCAAUACACUGCCAGCUUUCAUGACAGCUGGAGUUUCUGACCCUACAAAAAGUGACAGCGUUGUUAACCUGCACGCCCUAUUAUAUAUCCCAGUUAUUAGAAACUCCCACUUUGCGUGAAUGCCCCUCAGAUUUAACACACUAAAUAUGUUGUCCUAAAACUCCCUGUAGUUUCACGGUACAAUGCCGAACACAGCCUGAUCUCUACGGUUACUGAAGCAGCCCCUCUGAGCUCCUGUUUUUAACCCUGCUGUCAUUAAGACUCUACGAGUUUUUUAAACAUUGUCAAAGCGUGACUCACUCUUAUCUGCCUCUUUACAGCUAAGAAUUGUGGGGUUUGAGUGCAUGUUAAUGCCUUAAACCAUCACUGUGCUGAGAUCCCUACAGUGUGAAAUCAGCUAUAAUUCAAUCACCAUGCCUAACAAUGUUGUGGAGCUACUGUAUUAUAUAAAAACCCAUCGAAUGCACCAUCUGGAGGGAGGAAAGACUUUGUUAUUUACCUGGUUUCACAGGCCUGAAAGAGUGUCGUUUUAACUUAUUUUACCACAAUCUGAGACUGUAACUAUACAAUUGUUUGAUGGGGCUGCUUGCUCUUGGUGCACAUGAAUAAUAUUAUAAUGUGGUAGCUAUGUCGUGUAGUUGUGAGCAGGAAGGAUGAUGGAUUGAUUAAAAGAAAACGUCCAGAAAUAUAAA